This is a messenger RNA of Cyphellophora attinorum, 921 nucleotides long. RefSeq names its product Protein GVP36. The record is from RefSeq and is a predicted model, not a curated record. NCBI's taxonomy places the organism in Eukaryota, Fungi, Ascomycota, Eurotiomycetes, Chaetothyriales, Cyphellophoraceae. The coding region runs from base 1 to 921 and encodes 306 amino acids. The transcript is spliced from 6 exons.
AUGGACAAGAUCACCGGCUUUGGAAAGAACAUCAGCUCGGCAUGGAACAGCACAGUCACGCCACUUGCGCAGCGUAAUACACAGUAUCUGAAGGAGACCUUCGGCUCGACUGAGGAGAAGACGGCACUUCCGGACGAGUAUGUUGACCUCGAGAAGAGAGUCGAUGCAUUAAAGCUGGUUCACCAAAAGCUGCUCGAAGUCACCAAGCAAUACUCAAACGAAGCCUACGACUACCCACCCAACAUCCGUGAAUCCUUCGGCGACCUCGGUCGCAGCAUCACCGACAAAGUCUCUCUCCUCUCCAAGGCCUCCUCCCCAGCCGAAGCACAAGCUGCCUUCACCGCACCUCCCUCCGCAAAGCCGCAGCCCAAGACCUUCAACCACGCCAUUGCCCGCGCCUCCCUCGCUUCUUCGCAUCUCCUGACCGAGAACCCCUCUACUCCCAACCAGGACCCUCUGGCGCAAGCCUCGAGAAGUAUGCGCUCGCAGAAGAGAAAGUCGGCGAAGCGCGCCUUGCGCAAGACCAACAGAUCCAAACACGUUUCCUGGCUGUUCGCUACGAAGGCGAGACGCAAUGUUGAGAACAGCAGAUUGAUGCUGGAUAGCACGAAGGCGGCCAAGAAGAGCCAGGUUCAAGGACGGGGCAUGAAUCCUGAUGACGAGACGGCGUUGAGCGAGGAGGCGAGGGCGGAGAUCGAGGCUAAGGAGGAUGACUUUGUCAGCCAGGUUGAGGAGGCGCAGGGCGUUAUGAAGAAUGUUCUUGACACGCCGGAGCCACUUAGGAAUCUGGCUGAUCUGAUCGCCGCUCAGCUCGAGUAUCACAAGAAAGCUUACGAGAUUCUGUCGGAGCUGGCGCCUGAGAUUGAUCAGUUGCAGGUUGAUCAGGAGGCUAGUUAUCGUCAGAGCCGGGAGGGUGCUUGA